UUGGUCAGUGAUCUGUGUCGGAACAGGGCCACUUUUUUACCUCUGUCGUUUUAUUUUAUUCUAUUUUUCUUUGACAUUUUUUUACCCAAACUUAUGUAGAUAGUCGCACCUCCCUAUUACGGGUAUCAUCUAAUUCUAACUUUAUCCAAUUAUUUUACAUCGUGCCAAUUGGAAGUGCCACAUAGUGCUUUACAACAGUGGAAGACAAAAAAUAUUAACUUUUUUUUGGAAAAAGACUGAUUUUAUGUCCGAUAUUUCCCUGGAUUUCGGAUAUUUCUCUUUGCACAGGUAAGCCGUUCGCUGACUAGAAUGCCGUUAUGGGUUGAAGCUUGAAGGUCGAAAGGUGCAUCUUCCGACAAUGAGACAAAUAUCCUGAGGCUUCUUGCAAAUGGGGCAUAGAAGUGGCGGAAGAGGUGGAAAGAAAGUUUAGUAGCGGGGUAGUAACCACCGCGCCCGUUGGAAGCUGAAGCCGUCUUGUCACGACAGAUGGCAGCGACCGACGGGCAAAUCAUCGUGGCCGCGGCUCGUUGGGCGGAUGAAGCGACGUAUUUGCGCGAGUUCGUGUCCAAAUAUCGUUUGCCUUCAGUCAUCAAGAUCACCAAGGGUCAGUACGGGGGUCUCGGUGUACCAACUUUGCCAGCUCCGAGUUUGCAAAGUACCGCACUUCUCGUGUCGGCUGGUCGUCGACGAAAAAUAGUUGCACAAGCAGUCAAAAUCAAAGAAGGCAGACGAGUAGUAGGUGUGGGUCCAAGAUUGGCAAUACCUGACUCUUACUCGGGCUAUUUCGAGAUUCUCAGUGAAGAAGGUAGAGCAGUACGUGGUAUCGAGUCGGUUAGCGAGUUGUCACGCAAAUGUCCAGAAGAAGGUGCCCUGGUGCGGGAAACUAUAAGAGGCAUCGCCUGUAAAGUGGAGGAAGAGACGGGUGUUGUAGUGCCUGAAGGUAGCAAAGCACUUACCGCUGGUGAAACUAUAUCUGCUGCGGGAGAGGUGACGUUACCGGGUCGAGGGAGAUUCCUUCGGUGCGUCGACUCUCAUGGAGAUAGUGUCCUACUUGGUAUGGAGCAGAGAGGCAGGUUCAGCGCACUGGCACGAGAGGACAAUAUCAGUGGUGUUCACACGGCUAAGGCUUUAUUGAGUAAGCGAUUACCACUAACUGUCAGACUAGUCCAUGGUCAACCUCCAAGAGGUCUCAAAUCUUCCUCGCAAUUUCUUCCUGAACUUCGAUUACUCUCGACAUUCGAGGAGGAACAUGUGUUUGCGCUACCGUUACAGAGGGAAGGUGCUGCAGUAGCCCUACCACUUGCUGCGCCGCUCAAACUGGUCAAAGCGAGAAACGAAGAAGCUCUCAAGUCAAUGCCUGAACUGACCAGAUUGGUGGACCGUGCAACACGUCUGGUCGCCGAUGUGGCCGACAAGGCUCACGUUUUGGAUGGUCGUCUAGGAGAGAGUAAACCAACGACAAGACAGUCAAGAAGCAGUGGUUUUCUGAGAAGAUCUGUAAGCUCCGACAGUGCCAACAAUCAUCACCGACAUCAUCAUCACCACCACUAUCAUCAUCACUCACAUCAGACCAAUACUCAUGCUCACUCUGGCUACCGAGAUGAGAACCGAGUGCCACCCUCAUAUGCUACCGAGGAAUAUGAUGAGAUUGAUCAGAUCUACGACUACGUACGAGGCUUCGCGCCGUUGCCUAAAAGCGUUAGGUCAGAAAAGUCAUACGAUAGUCCAAUUCGUAACACCAUUCCACAAAUUCCACUAAGCAAUAAUCUGUCUUCGCCGACAGCCCUAAUUUCUGUCCCGAUUCCUGCUUGUGUUGCUCCUUCUUCUCCUCCUGCGUCUCUUCCAAAUCCAGUAAUGGUAACGAUCCCUCCGUUGUUGGAUGACCGACCGGAACCGCCACCCAUCGAAACGAUACCCACUAAGAAGAACCAUGCAGAAAAGAGAACGAGACGUGCAGUCAAGGAAACCCCGCUACCAAAGGUAGAGAAACCGCCUUUGGCCAAACUUUACGUCAAGAACAGCGGUACACAAAGGGGUCGACCACUCAUGAGGCAGAAGAGUGCUUCGCCGCUCAAAGAGACGCCUCCCGGUUUCAAAGGCGGUUCUCCUCUUUUUAACAUAAGAUAUAAGAGUCUUACAAAUCUUCAGCAGGCCAUGGAACUCGAUGGAACCCUCGACUCGAGUCACUCCGGUGGACGUACUUCUGGAGACUCUGGAGCCGGAGCUAAGCUUCCAGAAAAGAGAUCUCGUCGCUUAAGUAGACCACGUUCUCUAACAAACCUCGUAUGGGAACUUCGGGGUGGAAGUGGGAUUAGCUGUACGAGACCAGAAACACCACCACCGAUUAUCACUGCUCCGCCACUACCACCCUCUAAAUGUGGUCCUCGUCUCGCUGUUACAGUAGUGGCACCCAGGCGUGUCGGCACACUCUACCUCUAAUCAAUAUGGUGGAUCAAGUCCUAUGAGCUGGAGCAGAGAACGCGGAUCUCUGAAUUCCCGAUCGAAAAAGUAAUCAAAAUUCGUAACCAGCUGUAAAAAAGAUAAAGCUGACAAUGAUUUUAAACUUUUACAUUCAACACCAAUCUGCUGGAUUUUCAGGUUAAAGCUGUUCAUGAAUGUUAAACUAAAAUCUUGUUAAUUCUGCCAUGCAUCUUGCUAUGAUCUCGUCAAAAAUAAUCAUCCUUAUUACUGAUUGAUAUUUGCCAAGAUAUCGUUUUGUGAAAUGCGUGAUUGUAUGAAACAUUUUUUAACAAAGUUUUUUUCUAUGAUUAUUCAUUUCUUGUCCAUGUACACCACCGGUAAAAAUUGUGCCUCCACUUACGAAAAUCGGUUUAAAAACAGGCUUGUUUUAAAAGGUGCCUAACUCUGCCUAAACAAUUUUCUAUUGUCAGCUUCAACGCUAUUUAUACAUUGGGGAAGUUAAUGAAAAAAUGUAAACUUCGCUAAAUUGAGAUCUGAAUUCUUCUUUUUAAAAUGAGAUGAAGCACAUAAUAAAAUGUUUACUGAUUCUCGAAUUAUCAUAACAAAUGUGGAAGAAUGUUAGUCGCUUUCUAAGACAAGCAUUUGAUUUAAUUUUCGUAAUUAGACGCACAAUUUUUGCCCGUAGAGUAUAUUUGAGAAUUUGUGCCUUAUUUCGGACAGGGCAGAACAUCCUUUUUAUAAAUGAAUAUUGAUGAGAAAGGUGUUUGUAAAGAUGAAUCGAACGAUCGGGAACAAAGUGCGCAGCAGUUACUUAAUGAAAUUUAUCGAAAUAUUCAUGUUUUCUUUAUAUAUAGAUCAAUUCUAUGUUGUAUAGAAUAUAACACUGAAAAAUAUGAUCAAUUUUCAACGAUUCAGAUUUUAACUAUACGAAUGUGUAAAAUCACUCAUAAUCCAACAUUUUGAGUAUUCAUUUCAAAUGAAUGGAAAAAUAGCCUGUUAUUGUGCAUUUAUAAUAUAAGAAGCAUAGGUGAGGAUACAAAUGCCAUAAUAACCAAGUUUUGUGGUUGUACUUAAGUCAUAUGUUAUAUUUUAAACUUUAUCAAGUAAUAUUUUCGAUAAUUCGAAUGAUAUAUGUUUACAUUCUCUUGUCAAUUAUUAUGCAAGGCGAUUAUUAUUACUAUUAUUUUUAUUAUUACAUAUAUAUGCUAGUGACAUUGUGUUUUAAGAUUAAAAGAAGAAAUUCUAAUUUUCUUCGAGCGACCCGAGUGUUCCAUCAGUGAAUAAUCGUUCUAAUUUAAAAUUCUGUUUGAUGUGCUUCUUGUGUGAUGAACAAUUGAGAGAGAUUUUAACCCUUCACUGCAUUGUCAUUCAUGUAUGAGACUGACUCUAAUCUUUUUGUCGUAAAACGUAAAGUAUGAUUAUUUACUUUAAUUGCAGAUGAGAAUAUGAGUUGAAUGAACAGAAUAAGGGUUCAGAUUUAGGAAAUAAAUAGUCUUUGUAUAGCUUAAAAGGAAAAUACUGUUUUGGAAAUGAAAUGAAAGCGCUGAGCCAUCACAAGACCCAUCGAAACAAUGCAUACAUUAUUAGGCUUAGUGGUUAAUCAAAAAAAAAAAAGAAUUAACUUGCAGUAAAGGGUUAAAGGAAUAAAAAUUAUUUUAAUAAUGCAGAGUUUUCUUUGAAUAUCGCAACAAAUUCUCAAACCUAUUUCAUGUUCUAUUAAUGAUAUAAAGGGUCGCCGCAGGCCAGGGAAAAGUCAGGGAUUUUGACAUAAAAAUUGCAAAAGUCAGGGAAGAAUAGUCAGAAAUGCCACACGGUCACUUAGUCCAUUUCUUUUUCUCAUAUCACUCUUUAGUCACUUUUUAAAAUGAAAAGAGCACUGUUCUUUCAAUAAAUUAACCCAUGGGUUAACCAAUAUUCUGCAUUUUCUUGAAUUCUUUUGAAAUAUUUUAGGGUAUUUUUAAAAAUUCGAAGAAUUUUUUAAUAUA
Molecule: messenger RNA, 4406 nt
Organism: Belonocnema kinseyi
Lineage: Eukaryota; Metazoa; Arthropoda; Insecta; Hymenoptera; Cynipidae
Gene: sano
Exons: 6
Coding region: 487-2439 (650 amino acids)
Source: RefSeq, a predicted model, not a curated record